This is a messenger RNA of Phoenix dactylifera (date palm), 688 nucleotides long. NCBI's taxonomy places the organism in Eukaryota, Viridiplantae, Streptophyta, Magnoliopsida, Arecales, Arecaceae. The record is from RefSeq and is a predicted model, not a curated record.
GUUCCACUUUUUAAUAUAUUGAAGAAAUUUGAUGGUGAGACUGUCACUGAGGUUGUGCGGCCUUGCAUAGCAAGGAUGAGAUAUCGUGUUACUAGACUACCUAAGUACCUGAUUCUCCACAUGCGGCGUUUUACGAAAAAUAACUUCUUCAUUGAGAAGAAUCCUACUCUUGUUAACUUUCCGGUGAAGAAUCUCGAGUUGAAGGAUUAUAUUCCAUUACCUACACCAAGGGAGAAUAAGAAACUGCGGUCAAAGUAUGAUCUUAUUGCUAACAUCGUUCAUGAUGGCAAGCCAGGCGAAGGAUGUUAUAGAGUUUUCGUGCAGCGUAAAUCAGAAGAGCUAUGGUAUGAGAUGCAGGACCUUCAUGUAACUGAAACUCUUCCACAAAUGGUUGCUCUCUCAGAGGCUUAUAUGCAGAUUUAUGAGCAGCAAGGGUGACUGAAAGAUGCUAGUUCUUGCUUUAGCUGCUAGAAAUGUGUAAUCCCCAAUAUAGAAUGGUAAGUCACCGUAAAAGAAACUCCUAUAAAGUUCCCUAAAAAUUUUCAAGCUACCAAAUUGUCCAUUUUUCUUCUCAGUUAUGUUAUAUGUGUAUUUUUUUUAAGGAUUACGGAUUUUACUAAUUUGGUUACACACCUGAAAAAACUAAUUGUUGAUGAUAAUUUCUGAAGUAUUGAAUUUUUGUCUAUCA